ACACACACACACACACACAGAGUCAGGUAUCUCCUCUCCGCGUGCGCGUGUUUCUCUGUGAUGCUCGCGGGCGUCGGACGCGCGGAUGAUCGCGGCUGAUUGUCAGUGUGUGGAAUAAGACGCUCUUCAUCCUCAUCUUCAUCUUCAUCCUCCUCAUCGCGGCUGUUUCUGGCUGGAGUGACAGAAAGACAUAAAACCUUCCUCCGGAUCCUCAGCGCUCCUCUGAAGGCUUUUGGUCAGUGCUUUGUGAUUCUUCAGCGUUCGGAAUGUGACCAAGAGUUUUCAGAAAGGUGAGAUUCUGAGGAGUUUUAUUCUUUCAUUCCUCUGGCCGGAGACAGCUCAGAUGACGAGGGUUUCAUGAACGGUGCGGUCUGGCUCGCAGUGUGUUGUGAGGAUCCAGAUGGAACCUGUGUGAACCUGCGGGUGGCAGCGAGUGUCUCUGGAGGGAAAAUGUUCCACUGAUUUUUGUUCCUGCAACCUCAAAGUUGUGAGAGCGUUGCAGGAGCGUUGUGAGCUGGCACACUCCGCGGGUGAGUCGUAACAUCAUGCCUGUGCCAAGCGUCUGUGUAGCGUUACCCUCCAUCCGACACUGUCUCCUGCUGCUCACCGCCUCGGUCCUGCUCUCCAGCGCCGAGUCGCCACCAAAGUUCUUACGAACCCCUAACGAUCAGACGGGCGUUCAGGGCGGCGUCGCCUCCUUCAUCUGCCAGGCUACAGGCGACCCGCAGCCCAAGAUCGUGUGGAACAAGAAGGGGAAGAGAGUGAGCAACCAGCGUUUUGAGGUCAUAGAGUUCGAUGACGGAUCGGGCUCCGUUCUGAGAAUCCAGCCGCUGCGGACUCCGCGCGAUGAAGCCAUUUACGAAUGUGUCGCCUCCAACAGUGUUGGGGAGACGAGCGCCACCACACGACUCACUGUUUUACGUGAGGAUCAGCUGCCCCCAGGUUUCCCCACCAUAGAUAUGGGCCCCCAGCUCAAGGUGGUGGAGCGCACCCGUACUGCCACCAUGCUCUGUGCUGCUAGCGGUAACCCCGACCCAGACAUUUCCUGGUUCAAAGACUUCCUCCCGGUCAACACCAGUAACAACAACGGCCGCAUCAAACAGCUCCGAUCAGAGUCCUUUGGUGGUACGCCAAUAAGAGGAGCGCUGCAAAUCGAACAAAGCGAGGAAUCGGACCAAGGGAAGUACGAAUGUGUCGCGACCAACAACGAUGGCACACGCUAUUCCGCACCUGCCAACCUGUAUGUCAGAGAGCUGCGAGAAGUGAGACGGGUUCCACCCCGGUUCUCCAUUCCCCCGACGGACAAUGAGAUCAUGCCCGGUGGCAGCGUUAACAUCACCUGUGUGGCCGUCGGGUCACCGAUGCCCUACGUUAAAUGGAUGUUGGGGUCGGAGGAUUUGACCCCUGAAGAUGACAUGCCCAUUGGGCGAAACGUGCUGGAACUCACUGACGUCCGGCAGUCGGCCAACUACACAUGUGUCGCCAUGUCAACGCUGGGCGUUAUAGAGGCGGUCGCACAGAUUACGGUCAAAGCUUUACCGAAGCCACCAGGUGUUCUCCAGGUAACAGAACGCACAGCAACAAGCAUUACGCUCACAUGGGAUUCUGGGAAUCCCGAACCUGUUUCUUACUACAUCAUCCAGCACAAGCCCAAAAACUCUGAGGACUCUUUUAAAGAGAUCGAUGGAGUUGCCACCACUCGAUACAGCGUGGGUGGGCUAAGCCCUUACUCCGACUACCAAUUCAGAGUAGUCGCAGUGAAUAACAUUGGACGCGGGCCUCCCAGCGAAGCCAUUGAGUCCAAAACAGCGGAGCAAGCGCCGAGUACCGCCCCACGGCAAGUCCGAGGGCGCAUGCUAAGUGCAACGACCGCCAUCAUCCACUGGGAUGAACCCGAGGAGGCAAAUGGGCAGAUAACAGGCUACAGAGUUUACUACACCACCGAUCCCAGCCAGCAUGUCAACCAAUGGGAGAAACAGAUUGUAAGGACUUCCAACUUCCUCACCAUUCCCGGCCUGACGCCCAAUAAGACUUACUACAUCAAGGUCCUGGCCUUCACCUCUGUAGGAGAUGGACCGCUCUCUUCUGAUUUGCAGAUCAUAGCCAAAACUGGAGUGCCCUCUCAACCAACGGACUUCAAAGGCGAAGCCAAAUCUGAGACGAGCAUCUUGCUGUCGUGGAACCCCCCGACUCAGACGGGCCAGGACAAUCAAAUCAUCGGAUAUGAGCUGCUCUAUAAGAAAGGAGAUGACAAAGAGGAGAAACGAGUAAGCUUUGAGCCCACCACAACCUAUUUACUGAAAGAUCUGAAGCCAUUCACUACCUACACGUUUCAGCUGGCCGCUCGCAGCAAACACGGCAUUGGCGCAUACACCAACGAGAUCUCAGCCGAAACGCCUCAGACACAGCCCUCAGCUCCACCCCAGGAAGUCAAGUGUACUAGUCCCAGUUCUACCAGCAUUCUGGUAAGUUGGAAACCGCCGCCAGUGGAGCUCCAAAAUGGAAUCAUGACCAGAUACACCAUCCAGUACGCGGCGACCGAAGGCGACGAUACCUCGUUGCAUCAAGUCUCGGACAUACCGCCAGAAAAGUACCAUUAUCUGUUGGAAAACUUGGAGAAAUGGACGGAAUACCGUGUGACAGUGAGCGCCCACACUGAAGCAGGAGAAGGCCCUGAGAGUUUACCUCAGCUAAUCCGUACGGAGGAGGAUGUGCCCAGUGGCCCUCCUCGUAAAGUCGAGGUGGAGGCUGUCAACUCCACGUCUGUUAAAGUGCUGUGGCGGUCGCCGGUGCCGAGCAGGCAGCACGGCCAGAUCCGUGGGUACCAGGUGCACUAUGUCAGGAUGGUUAAUGGAGAACCCGGUGGUCACCCUGUCAUCAAGGACAUCCUGAUCGAUGACGCUCAGUGGGAAUACGAUGAUUCAGCCGAACAUGAGUUAGUCCUCACUGACCUGCAUGCCGAGACCAUGUACUCGGUUACGGUCGCCGCUUACACGACCAAAGGCGACGGGGCACGCAGCAAACCCAAGCUGGUCACCACCACCGGAGCUGUUCCGGAAAAGCCUCGUCUCAUGGUGAGUCCGACGAACAUGGGCACGGCAUUACUGCAGUGGCACCCGCCGACAAACACCUACGGCCUGCUGCAAGGCUACCGGCUGCGGUUCGGCCGCAAGGACGUGGAGCCCCUGACCGUUAUCGAGUUCUCCGAGCGCGAGAACCACUACACCACCAAAGAGAUCCACAAGGGGGCAUCCUACACCUUCCGCCUCUCGGCCCGCAACCGGGUGGGAUUCGGAGAGGAGACGGUGAAGGAGAUCACCUCUCCCGAGGACACUCCUGCCGGUUACCCACAAGGCAUCGUAGCCCAAAGUAGCACGACCACCACCAUUCAGGUCAGCUGGCAGCCUGUGGCGUUAGCCGAGCGCAACGGAGCCGUCAUCAAAUACGCCCUUCAGUACAAAGACAUCAACAGCCCUCGCAGCCCCUCAGAACUGUUCAUCACAGCACCCGAGUCCACCGUCACGCUGGACGGCCUUAAAGCAGACACCACUUACGAUAUUAAAAUGUGUGCCUUCACCAGUAAGGGCCCCGGCCCUUAUAGUCCUAGCGUCCAGUUCAGAACGCAACCCAUCAACCAAGCAGUGUUUGCAAAAAAUUUUCACGUGAGAGCUGCCAUGAAGACCUCAGUGCUGCUGACGUGGGAGAUUCCCGAGAACUACAACCCCGCACAGCCAUUUACGAUCCUGUAUGAUAACGGCCAGAGUGUGGAGGUGGAUGGGAAGCUGACGCAGAAGCUCAUCACCAACCUUCAGCCGGAGACGCAGUACUCCUUCCUGCUCACCAACCGUGGGAACAGCGCCGGAGGACUGCAGCACCGUGUCUCCACCAUGACAGCACCUGACAUACUGCGCACCAAACCCUACCUGAUCGGCAAGACCAGUUCAGACGGCAUGGUCACGGUCGAGCUGCCGGCUGUUCAGACGGCUGAGAAAGUGAAGGGUUACUACAUCGUGGUGGUGCCGCUGAAGAAACAGCGGCCCGGAAAGUUCAUCAAACCCUGGGACAGUCCGGAUGAGAUGAAUCUGGAAGAGCUGUUGCGAGAAAUCAACCAAACGAGUCGCGCUAUUCGCUUCCGUCGGCAGAUGGAGCCCAAGCCAUACAUAGCGGCAUAUUUCCACGAGCUGCCGAACGAAUUUACGCUAGGAGAUGCCAAGAUGUACGGAGACUUUGAGAACAAGCAGCUGCUGAACGGACAGGAGUACGUCUUCUUUGUGCUGGCGGUGCUGGAGAUCUCCGACAACAUGUUGUACGCGGCAAGUCCGUACUCUGAUCCGGUGAUGUUUGCCGAUAUCGACCCGCAGCCCAUAAUCGAUGAAGAGGAGGGUCUGAUCUGGGUUGUGGGGCCUGUGCUGGCCUUAGAAUCAGGCACGGUCGAUGUGAAAAGGGCAGAGUCAGAGGCCAGGAAAGGCAGUCUGCCCAGCGGUAAAGAAAUGCCCUCCCAUCACGCCACCGACCCUGUAGAGUUACGCCGUCUGAACUUCCAGACUCCCGGUUCAGCCACAUCGGUUUACCCCAGUAACCUCCAUUUGUCAAGGAUGGCCAGUCACCCUCCCAUCCCAGUCAUGGAGCUGGCCGAUCACAUCGAACGCCUGAAAGCAAACGACAACUUGAAGUUUUCGCAGGAGUAUGAGUCGGUCGAUCCCGGUCAGCAGUUCACGUGGGAGCACUCCAACCUGGAGGUCAACAAACCAAAGAACAGAUACGCAAACGUCAUCGCCUACGAUCACUCCAGAGUCCUGCUCUCCGCCAUCGAUGGUAUUCCAGGCAGCGAUUACAUCAACGCAAACUACAUCGAUGGCUACCGGAAGCAGAAUGCUUACAUCGCCACUCAAGGCGCGCUGCCCGAGACCUUCGGCGAUUUCUGGCGGAUGAUCUGGGAGCAGCGGAGCUCAAACAUCGUCAUGAUGACCAAACUGGAGGAAAGAUCCAGGGUGAAGUGUGACCAGUACUGGCCCAACAGAGCGACGGAGACGUACGGACUCAUUCAGGUCACGCUGCUGGACACGGUGGAGCUGGCCACGUACUGUGUCCGGACGUUUGCACUUUACAAGAACGGCUCCAGCGAGAAGCGAGAGGUGCGGCAGUUCCAGUUCACGGCGUGGCCGGAUCACGGCGUUCCGGAGCAUCCCACGCCGUUCCUGGCCUUCCUGCGCAGAGUCAAGUCCUGCAACCCACCGGACGCCGGACCCAUGGUGGUGCACUGCAGUGCCGGCGUGGGUCGGACCGGCUGCUUCAUCGUCAUCGACGCCAUGCUGGAGCGAAUCAAACAGCGCUCUUUACUCGGCCGCAGAGACAGUGUGGGGCCUGUGCGGUUAGCGAACACAAAAGCUCACACCUCACGGUUCAUCAGUGCCAAUUUGCCCUGCAACAAAUUCAAGAACAGACUGGUUAACAUCAUGCCCUACGAGUCCACGCGCGUCUGUCUGCAGCCAAUCAGAGGAGUCGAGGGCUCCGACUACAUCAACGCCAGCUUCAUCGACGGAUACAGGCAACAGAAGGCUUACAUCGCCACGCAGGGUCCUUUAGCUGAAACCACAGAAGACUUCUGGAGGAUGCUGUGGUAACACAACUCCACCAUCGUCGUGAUGCUGACCAAACUCAGAGAGAUGGGCAGAGAAAAGUGCCAUCAGUACUGGCCAGCAGAGCGUUCAGCCAGAUAUCAGUACUUUGUGGUGGAUCCAAUGGCUGAAUACAACAUGCCGCAGUACAUCCUGCGAGAGUUUAAAGUGACAGACGCACGGGACGGACAGUCAAGGACCGUCAGGCAGUUCCAGUUCACAGACUGGCCAGAACAAGGCGUGCCAAAAUCAGGAGAAGGCUUCAUCGACUUCAUCGGCCAAGUGCAUAAAACAAAAGAGCAGUUUGGUCAGGACGGACCCAUAUCGGUCCACUGUAGUGCUGGCGUGGGCAGGACGGGCAUCUUCAUCACGCUCAGCAUCGUUCUGGAGCGCAUGCGCUAUGAAGGAGUGGUGGACAUCUUCCAGACGGUCAAGAUGUUGAGAACACAGCGGCCGGCGAUGGUCCAGACUGAAGAUCAGUACCAGUUUUGUUACAGAGCUGGGUUGGAGUAUCUCGGGAGCUUCGACCACUAUGCAACAUAAGAUCUUCGUCCCGCUGUCAGGGAGACGGAUCGGCCAUCGGACAUCCAGCGGUCAUUUAAUUCUUCUGAGCCAUAAAUACCUGCUUGUGAAAAGAACUUAAACUCUUCGAUUACAUGUUGGAUGUGCAACGUAAACCUAGAAAUACUUACAAACGACAAUAAAAAGACAAAUAUCCAGGUGGACCAAGAAAAAUCACCCCGAUCUGAUUUCAAAAAGUAAAUAAUGAAUGAAUAAAUAGUAAUAAUGAUAAUAAUAAUAAUUUCAGACAGGUGAAUCUAGACUGUGAAGUGCGGAAUAAUCGCUGCUUCGAGGAUUCAUGAAUCAUCAUGAAUCACAGGAGUCAACGAACACAGACGCUGUGAGACGGGGAGUUCGAGACACAGUGUAAAGAGAAUUUGUUUUGUUCCACAAUCAAUACGAGGAGAUACGUCACUGAUGAAGAGAGGAGACUUCAUCACGACCACCACCAUCAUCAUCAUCACCAUCGCCAUCAUCGAAGAAGACUAAACGACCAGAGCUGAAGUAAUAACUACGACACGCAAUCAACCACACCGAUAACGCAUACCAGCUUUUGUUUCACAUUUCGUGAUGUUUUCCUCUCUUUUAUGACAGAAAUCAGCCUAGACUGACCGUUUUUUCUCAUGUCUUUGUAUGGGUUAGGGUUAGGGUAUGUUCAUGUAUGUCCUGACGUUCACACCGAUGUGCCCUCCUUCAUUCAUCGUUUUGCUGAUGGUUUGUGGCGUUUUGUUUGAAACACACACGCUGAAUCAUGGGGUGGGCAGAGUAUAAAGGUUAGAAGAUAUCUCAGUUCUUCUAUAAGCAGAGAGAGAGAGAGAGAGAUAUUAAUAAAUUCUUUAUUUAUAUAACCUCGAAAUGUAUAUUCACAAAAUAUAGAUAUAUAGAUGAUAUAAUAUAUGGGAAUGAUGGUGGGUUUUCCGCUGGAAUGCACAUCAGCAGGACGGACGAUCUUUUCUUGUGCAAUAACUAGACGUUUUACGGCCGGAGGGUUUGAUUUGCGUCGGUUUAACGAGGACGGGGCGAUCGUCGUCAUGUUCACGAGCUCAUGGGUCAAAGGUCAUCGUCGUGCAUCUGUUAGGCCACAGGUACGAAGAUGUCCACGUGUUCAUUCUUUUGCAUUUAGAGUGCCUUAUAUUUAUGCCUGUUCUUUUCUACGAUAUUCAUUUAACGACGUGUAUAGUUUAAGUAGUUCAUGUACGAGUAUUUAUCGAUUGAUUUCCCACGCGUACGGAUUUAUAUUCUAUGAAAUUAUAUAUGCAAAUACGUAAUUCCAUCAUUACUGUUUAAUUUUCUGUGGCCUUAAUUUGUCUCAGAUAAAAAAAAAAAAACGACAAGGGUACGAAAAAGAAAGUGUUUGAUAACCGUCAGGCCCGAUACUGUUAAGUCAUUUCUUUUAUAGUUAAUCGUUAGAGUUCCCAAAUGGCUCCGAGACGAAUUAAUUACGUCUUUUAAAGACCAAGCUUUAGCGUCAAAUUCCCUGUUGUUUUCAGUCAUCGGUGGCGGAAAAUGGUGUCAAAUAAACGCCAAAAUAAACGAAAGACCCUGAAAAUCCUGCAAAGCUCUUGGCGAUUAGCUACUAAGUAUUUUCUCGUGCGAAUUUCGCAGCUAGAAUAUUACGAUUCAACACUUGAACCUCACUGGCUUUGUGGAUGUGCAUUCCAGAUGCUUUUUUCCCCUUUCUUGUUUCAAAUAGAGAAAACGUUUUAUUGUUUUGACUCUUUCUGUUGUAGAUUUCGGAUGUUUUCAUCAUCAUAUGUCGAGCAACAGGCAGCCGUUGCGUAACUGUCAGCGCCACCUAGUGUUCAGCGCUUCAAUGUGCUCCACGUCGGCUUUUCUUUCCCUGUUCUGGAUCUUAUUUGAUAUGCAUGAGUUCAACUGCAGUGGGGGCGAGUAGGAAGAAUUGCACUUUGUAUCUCUUUAUCUCUAUGCACUGCCCUACUGAUUCCGCACCCAUUACGGAUUUUACUUGAACCCGACUGUACGAAUCUCCUUCAGACUUCACUUGGUGUGUAUGUAAAUAACACAGAAAAGAGACUACCCAAGUAAUAAGAGAGAGAGAAAAAAAUAAGAGAAAG
Molecule: messenger RNA, 8254 nt
Organism: Sinocyclocheilus anshuiensis
Lineage: Eukaryota; Metazoa; Chordata; Actinopteri; Cypriniformes; Cyprinidae
Product: receptor-type tyrosine-protein phosphatase delta-like
Exons: 43
Biological process (GO): protein dephosphorylation
Molecular function (GO): protein tyrosine phosphatase activity; protein binding
Source: RefSeq, a predicted model, not a curated record